Punica granatum (pomegranate) is the source of this 1886-nucleotide messenger RNA. The record is from RefSeq and is a predicted model, not a curated record. Lineage: Eukaryota; Viridiplantae; Streptophyta; Magnoliopsida; Myrtales; Lythraceae.
UGGUCCCUCAGUAAUAUACAAAUCCGAAGGAAGGUGGAGCUCUACCCCGUGCGAUGACCUUCGACCCCAAUGUCGGAAAUUACGGGCCACACCACUUUUCUCGCUUUAGUUUUUUUUGUAAUUCAACGGCCACAAGGGAAAGUUUUUGGCUGCUUCAUGAUAAAAUAUCAUACUUUGAACAUCACUCAAAUUUGAAUCCACUUGGCUCCCUCUUCGUUAAGCUCAGCGCCAGAGCUCCCCUGUACAUAAUAUAUUCGUUGAAAACUAUAAAUUAAAUCUUCCUUUGAAAGCAGAGUUCAGAGUCUUCGUUCGAACUGACAGGCAGCUUGUGGUUGAUCGAGACUCGACAGCAAGAAAGCUCGUAGAGAUCAAAACUUGCUGCCUAGUGAUGGUAUAUUGAAGCUUGGAGUGGUUUGAGUAAAUUUUUCAUACGCUUGUUAGAUCUAUAGUUGAAGAAUUGAUUCCAGGGCCAUGGCCAAAGUUCGGGAUGAAGAAAAUCCACCGAGUUUGCAGGAAAAUGCUUAUCGGGCUGGAAGCAAGAAUACCUUUCAGUUUUCUAACACAAAGAAGGCACCGCUAAGUUAUGGAAAUUGCAAGACGGGAAGGUCAAUAAUCGAUAGAAUCAUUGAUUACAAGUUCGAGUGGAAAUCCUUACGGAUAUCAUGCAAGGAUUGGAUCAACAACCCUCUAAAGCUUGUCCUCCUUCUAUGGAUAGCUUGUGUUGGGAUAUCCGGGGCAGUUCUCUUCCUCGUAAUGUCUGGCAUGCUGAACCGUGCGCUCCCAAGGAAGCCACAGAGAGAUGCGUGGUUCGAGAUUAACAACCAGAUCCUCAAUGCACUCUUCACUCUCAUGUGCCUGUACCAGCACCCUAGAAGGAUCCACCACCUCGUACUCCUCCUUCGGUGGAGAGCACAGGACGCUUCCGAGCUCAGGAAAGUGUACUGCAAGAACGGGUCACAGAAACCCCGGGAGCGUUCCCACGUGGCAGUUGUGAUUCUAUUGCUCCACGUGAACUGCUUUGCUCAGUAUGCCCUGUGCAGCCUCAACUUGGUGUACGACCACCUGAACCGUCCCAUUAUAGGUGUCAUCAUGGGCCUCUCCAUUGCAAUCGCCGCUCCUGGGAUAGCAGCGAUCUAUUCCAUCCUCAGUCCUCUUGGGAAAGAGUAUGAUGUUGGAAACAAUGAGGAACGUAUAAACAAGUUGAGAGACAAACACGGGACUAUUGAGUAUGAACCAAAAUGGAGAGGGGGCCUAUUGGAUUUAAGGGAUGAUCCUGGCAUAACUUUCCUAUCUAUCUUCUGUGGAUUCUGCCUGUUUGGGUGGAAUAUGGAGAGGCUUGGGCUCGGGAACAAGUACGUUCACAUUGCCAAUUUUACUCUCUUCCUCGUAGCUCCCUUUUGGAUCUUCAGCCUUGCUGCAAUGCAUCUCGAGAAUGAGACCGUGAGGGAGUUCAUCAGGUUUUCUGGGAUCAUCCUCAGUGUUUUUGGUCUGUGCUAUGGCGGUUUCUGGAGGAUACAAAUGAGGGAGAGAUUCAACUUGCCUACGGAUCAUCCGUGUUGCGGGAAACCCGGGAUCCUGGACUGUGCAAAAUGGCUCUUUUGCUGCUGGUGUGCUUUGGCUCAGGAAGUUCGAACGAGUAAUUUCUAUGAUAUAAUCGAAGACAAGUUCUGCAGGAAGCAAUUAGGCAGUCACCCUAAGGAUGCCAUAUUGGAGCCCCCUCACCCUCUAACAAUCGAGCUGCGUGGUUCUCUCGAGCAUAACCUAUGAAAGAUUGAAGAUGCAUCAACGAAUGUAUUCAUAAGAAUCGCACUACUAAUAACAGUCUCUAGUGUUUUUUCAGCAUUUAUCUCCUUCCAUCAGAAAUUAAUAGGAUCUGUUUGGUUUCA